AUGAUUAGAUUAGUAAAUCAAAUUAAUAAAAGUUCUAAUAUUAAUAAUAACAUAGUUAAAAAUAUUAAAGAAAUUAUUCAAGAAGAUAUGAAUGAAAGAUGGGAAUUGGCAAAUGAAUUAGGAUUGUAUAGUUUAUUUUUUGAUAUUAGAUUUAAAAAUUUAAAUUUUGUUUUAGAAAAG
This is a messenger RNA of Cetraspora pellucida, 180 nucleotides long. NCBI's taxonomy places the organism in Eukaryota, Fungi, Glomeromycota, Glomeromycetes, Diversisporales, Gigasporaceae. The record is from the annotation of a GenBank genome assembly.